UGUUGACAAGAUCUCUCUCAUUUCCUUUGCGCCUUCUCGACGUUCUUCUUUCGUCUUCGUUCCUCGAGUUCUCGGCACCCUUUCUAUUCAAGUCUCUUCGAAAAAUAAAAUGCCGCGAACUUCCACGACUUUUCACGGGAGGGUCACAGUGUGCUGGGGUGUGUAGUAGAGUUCAGCAUGCGCACUGUUGCCCCGACACGAAAAAAAGAGCGAAAACGGUGUCUUUUUUUCUCUGUCAAAGAUGCCGAGGAACGGAAAGUGUGGCUCUUUCUGCUGUUUGUCACUUUGAGAAAUCUUCAGUUCGAACGCCGGUUCUCUUUUGUUUCUCGAGAUUUGUUUUUUUCUCCAGGAUUUCUCUUGCCUGUCGAGUUGCCCGACGGGCUUCUCCUCGGCGGGUGUGACCCCUCUCGUCCUCUCCUCGCUUUUUUCUUCUCUCCGCUGUUUCUUUGUCUCUCUUGUCUCUUGGCUUCCUGUCGCACUCGAACGCCCUUGUCCUUGACACACACACACUUCUUCCUUCUUGCGUUUUUCCACCCGUCAUCACGUUUCUCCUCCCGCGCCUUCUUCCUCCGUAACUUCUCCUUGCUCUUUUCUCCCCCCUCUCUGUCCGUCCUCUCUUUUCCCAAGAUGGACGUGGAAGUGACCGAAGAGGCGCAGUCCAGGAUUUGUCGCUUCAGCAGUCUCAACCACAAGUUCGUGGACCUCGAGUCGCGCAUCGAGAAACUCACGGAUGCCUUGAGAACUCUCAGAGAUGCUCAAGAGGAGGCGAUGAUCGUCGUCGACCCAAGUGACAUCAUGCUGAAAAUCGGCGAGUGCUUUGCAUCCGCGGACUCCGACACGAUUGAGGAGGAGCUCGAUAGGCAGAUUGCUGCGAAAGAAGCGGUGCUGGCAGAGUGCAGAGACGAACUGGAGGCGACGAAGAAGGAAAUGACUGAGCUGAAGACGAAACUCUACGGGGAGUUCGGAGACAGAAUCAAUCUGGACAAAGGUGUGCGUCUUGGGCCGCCCCAGAGAGAAGAAGGGAAGAAGGAGACAGGCCUUCGUCCAAACACAAGAGCGUGCCAACAAGAGAGAGAGAGCGACAUAGGAAGAAAAGAACGACAAAAGAGAGAGUGCGACAAGAUAGAGAGAGAGACUAGUCCGUAAGCGAACUGGAGUGACGGCGAGAGAGAGAGAUAGAUCGUUCUCGACCGCUUGUAUAGCAAAGCAACGGCCUUUUUUCAGGUCGCAGAGGCGCAGCUGGUGACGGCGGAGACGACAGUGGGGGUGGACCGAAGAUGCGUAACGAGGGAGAGGGAUGGAUGGCAAAUAUGGCGAAGCAUCGCCUCUCUCAUUUCAAGUGCGUUGGAAGAAGGAGAAGCGAGAGGGGAUCGAAGAUGCGAAAGCUCUUCCUCACUGUAUCAGCCGUCUCCGGAGAGACGUCCCAUGGUGGGCAUCCCUUCAGGGGACUCUUUGGCCGGUGUCUCUGAGCUUGGGCGGCAAUGGCGUUUUGCGUUUCGCUAGGACCUAGGAUGCUGAAUAUGACUGCAAGUCAUGCGAAAGAGAACUCGUGUUUCUGCAUUCAUUUAUGUCUUUUCGGAAUUCGCGUCAUCCCUGGAGUUUUUGUUCGGCUUCCCUGGUGCCUCGUAGUUCUCUGUUUUCUCCGCGUUUCUCGCAGCGGUGCCGCGUUCCUCAGGUUCCCGGUUUCGCUGCAAACGCUGGUGGUGUCUCGCCUUCGCGUUUCGGACUUCCUUUCUUUUCUUUUAGCGAGUCCCGCUGUGUUGCGCUGGAGCCUGGACGGUCUCCGGGUCUCUCCGCCGCUCCACGACACACUUCGUAUCCAGAAGAAAACAUCGCGAAUCACCAGAUCCGUUGAUCAAGAGGCUUAAACGCGACGCACACUGGCAAACGGAACGUUGCAGCGUUAAACGGUCCUUCCACGGUUGUGAUGUUGUUUCGAAUCCUUGAACCUCCUCGCCGGCUCACUGAGGCUUGUCGCCGGUACGCUGUUCGUCUCUUCAAGGCUCACGACAAGGUCGCCGGAAGAGGAGGAAGAGACACAAAUGACAGGGGGCAGUCUGAAAUGUCCGGUUUCCUCGAGCGCGGUAUGGUAGCAACGUUAAUCCCGAGAAAGAUGCGAUAGGAGGCCGCAGAGGAGCACAGGCAGAAGAGGAAAGGCAGGAAGCAACGAGGAUCGGACGGAGGGG
Toxoplasma gondii ME49 is the source of this 2186-nucleotide messenger RNA. Its product is annotated as prefoldin subunit protein. Lineage: Eukaryota; Apicomplexa; Conoidasida; Eucoccidiorida; Sarcocystidae. The record is from RefSeq and is a predicted model, not a curated record. The transcript has 3 exons. The coding region runs from base 178 to 1146 and encodes 322 amino acids. Gene Ontology annotation, cellular component: prefoldin complex; cytoplasm. Gene Ontology annotation, biological process: protein folding.